UGCACGCUCUGACGUCCAGUGUUUGACACAACCUCGUCGGCUUGACUGAGCGAGCGGAGCGUGUGCAGCUGUAAUGGCUGCCAGAGGGAGUGAGGAAGACCACCAAUGAACCCCCGAGAAGCGACUCUACGCAGCUUGAUGAAUACAAAGCUUCAGUUACCUCCCACACAAUCCAACAGUAGAGCGAGGAUGGAAGGAUGGUAAGCAGCCAGCCCAAGUACGACCUAAUCCAGGAGGUGGGGCGCGGCAGUUACGGUGUGGUCUAUGAGGCAGUAGUGAAGCGCUCGGGGGCCCGGGUGGCGGUGAAGAAGAUCCGCUGCCACUCUCCAGAGAAUGUGGAACUGGCCCUGAGGGAGUUCUGGGCGUUGAGCAGCAUUCAGAGCCAGCACCCAAACGUCAUCCACCUGGAGGAGUGUAUCCUGCAGCGGGACCAGCUGGCCCAGAGGAUGAACCACGGCUCCAGCUCGCCGCUCUACCUUGAGCUGGUGGAGACAUCUCUGAAGGGGGAGAUCACCUUUGACCCAUGCUGUGCCUACUACCUGUGGUUCGUCAUGGACUUCUGCGAUGGAGGGGACAUGAACGCCUACCUGCUGUCCCGUAAGCCCAGCCGCAAGACCAACACCAGCUUUAUGCUGCAGCUGGGCAGCGCUUUGGCCUUCCUGCACCGCAACCAGAUCAUACACCGUGACCUCAAACCAGACAACAUCCUCAUCUCGCAGGCGUGCACACCCACCGGCUCCUCUGAGCCCACCCUCAAAGUGGCAGACUUCGGCCUCAGCAAAGUCUGCUCCGCCUCAGGGCUCAACCCUGAGGAGCCGGCCAGCGUCAACAAAUGCUUCCUGUCCACGGCGUGCGGGACGGACUUCUACAUGGCCCCGGAGGUCUGGGAAGGCCACUACACAGCCAAGGCUGACAUCUUUGCUCUAGGAGUGAUCUUCUGGGCCAUGGUAGAGCGCAUCACGUUUGUGGACGUGGAGACCCAGAAGGAGCUGCUGGGAAGCUACGUGCAGCAGGGCUCGGAGAUCGUACCGCUGGGCGAGGCCCUGCUGGAGAACCCAAAGAUGGAGCUGCUGAUCCCGGCCAGGAAGAAAAGCAUGAAUAGCCACAUGAAGCAGUUGAUCCGGGAGAUGCUAUCAGCCAACCCCCAGGAGCGUCCCGACGCCUUUGAACUGGAGCUCAGACUGGUCCGGAUUGCCUGCAGAGAGCUGGACUGGGACACGUGAUAAACAUGUGUAUGUGUGUGUGGCGUUGUGAACUCCUCCCAUCGAGCACAUGUACUCAUCUUUUCAUUUGCUCUUAACCCAUCCUUCUUUCCAUAAAAAUAAAUGACUGUAACGAGGGAGUGAUGAGAAUACACAUGGGUUGCAGCUUGGUCAGACCUUCAGUCUGUGUCCAAGGGCAUCCAGUCUUCUACUAGCUGUGUCUUUAUAUUGAAAGAGAGAGGUGCGACACCCACAGCUGCUGCUGCUGCUCCAGAACGCAGCGUCGUCUCAGGCCAUCCAGAACACCACAGCCACUGCUUCCUCUCACACACCACUGGAACACAAUCACCCAGAAAGUCAGAAGAGAACGGCCAAGACUUCACAACUUGUCUUCAAAUACCACCAUGACCCCGGUGCUAAUUACUACAAAAUGCAAUAUGA
Messenger RNA from Xiphophorus hellerii (green swordtail), 1643 nucleotides. RefSeq names its product PDLIM1 interacting kinase 1 like (gene pdik1l). The coding region runs from base 198 to 1223 and encodes 341 amino acids. Gene Ontology annotation, biological process: protein phosphorylation; negative regulation of G2/MI transition of meiotic cell cycle. Gene Ontology annotation, molecular function: protein kinase activity; ATP binding. The transcript has 4 exons. The record is from RefSeq and is a predicted model, not a curated record. Gene Ontology annotation, cellular component: cytoplasm; nucleus. Lineage: Eukaryota; Metazoa; Chordata; Actinopteri; Cyprinodontiformes; Poeciliidae.